GGGGUUUCCUGUGGCAGAAGGGAGAGCUCCGCGUGCCGGCUGCUCCUGCCAGCUUCCCCGGCCGGCUGGUGGAGCAGCUCUUCCCCCUCGCCGCUGCUGAGUUGCUGUCCCAGCAGCUGUUGGAGGUGGAGGUGCUGAGCUGAGGCCUGUUCUCGAGGGCUACAAAUUGCCGAGGUGACGGAGAAUAAUUUGUUUUACUUGGAUCCUCCUUCAGUGAAGGGCCUAAGAAGUAUUUAUUCUCCGAUGUGUCAUCAGUGCUAUCUGUUGAGGGAAUCGUGGCAUCCGCUGAACCUUAAGUAUUUUCUGUCAUGCGCAAGCCAGCUACGAGUAUCGCUGACCUGGAGCUGGUUCUGUUGCUUUCCAAAUACUUGGUGCCUGGUCCUUAACCAUCUGGCACAGGGAACAUGAUGGCUGCACUACAGGCGGCUCUGAAGAACCCUCCCAUCAACACAAAGAACCAGGCAGCAAAGGAUCGUGCAGAAAGUAUUGUCCUGAAGGUCCUCAUCUCUUUCAAAGCCAACGAUAUUGAGAAGGCGGUGCAGUCGCUGGACAAGAACGGUGUCGACCUGCUAAUGAAGUACAUCUACAAAGGCUUUGAGAGCCCCUCUGAUAACAGCAGCGCUGUGCUGCUGCAGUGGCACGAGAAGGCCCUGGCUGCUGGAGGAGUAGGGUCCAUUGUCCGUGUCUUGACUGCCAGGAAAACGGUUUAAAUCCAGCAGCGAGUGGUUGUCUGCCAUCCACGGCGUGGGAAAUGCUGGUACAAAACCCAAACAACCAAAUGCCAUUGCUGCCCUGUGGGCAGCACCUGUCUCUCAGCUUGCCUUCUCGCUGCUUCUUUCAUACCUGACAAAUAAUGCAUAUCAUGAUCUCUUUUUUUUGUUAAAUUCUGGAAAAUUAUGAAGGUGCAAUUUUAUUUCUAACAGGAAUAUUUGGUACUUGCGAACAUUUCAGUGACACGUAUAGGGACAUAUAGAACUUCAUGUUUAGGAUGAUUUGGAUUUGUGUAUAAUUAUGGCAGAUCUGGACCUGACUUUCCGAGCAAAUGCUGAGGGACGUAGGGCAAUGUCUUAAUUCUUUCGCUAGCCAAGUAGUGUUCUGAUGCAAGAUCUGUAUUUGAGAAGUGAGGCAGCUAUUAAUAUAGGUAACUGGACCAUGUUUACUUUGGUCAGCCUCUGAACCUAGAGCCGUGAAUAGGACAGAAAGCAAAGGCUCCCUUCUGACCCUGAUUAUCAUUCCAGAGAGCUGAGUAUUUUCCUUAACCUCACAUCUCGUGGCCUGUUCAGGUUCCUUGUGAUCAGUCAAAUGCUGGGUCCACAGCAGGAAAGUCACAACAGGAUGAAGUUGUCCAUCGUGCAGUUUGGAUGGUAGAAUUUAACAGAUUGGUGGUCCAUUUAUGCUGGAGCCCAGCCCAGUGAACUCUUUUAAUUUGGGGGAGCAAAGAUCCUGAAGAGAAUUAAAACAAGCAGCUUUCACACACCAAAUCACCUUUCAGCAACUUGAAAGUGAUGUGAUUUUGUCAAGCACAACAAAGUGGCUGCCUGGGGUAAUCUCAGAAAUGCAUACUGGUAUCCACGCCAUCCUUGCACAGCUCCCGUGUUUUGUUUUCAAGAUCUGUGGGGUUGUGAAGGAUACCAGACCUUUUGCAUUCCUGUUGGAUUGUGCCACAGUGUGAUAGCUAGUGGGCGAAUCAGGUUCCAAAAUUAAGAGGAGUACUUUAAAAAUAAUUAGGAAAGCCCAGGGUAUCCCAGACCACAGAUCACCAUUGAAGGUUUAGGGCCAGACUGAAAUACAUGUGUUUUACAUUCACCAUUUUACUGCAGUUCAGUUGUGUGAAACUGUUGGGGAACUUGUGAAAUCUUUGCUGUUUUUUGAUAUCUGCUUUUUUUGUAAUUUAAUAAAGAUCAGACAAUAAA
Molecule: messenger RNA, 1913 nt
Organism: Egretta garzetta (little egret)
Lineage: Eukaryota; Metazoa; Chordata; Aves; Pelecaniformes; Ardeidae
Gene: ARPC5
Product: actin related protein 2/3 complex subunit 5
Exons: 3
Coding region: 405-710 (101 amino acids)
Biological process (GO): regulation of actin filament polymerization; Arp2/3 complex-mediated actin nucleation; cell migration
Cellular component (GO): actin cytoskeleton; Arp2/3 protein complex; cytoplasm
Molecular function (GO): actin filament binding
Source: RefSeq, a predicted model, not a curated record